AUGAAGAUACAGUCUCUACUCGCUGUCGUUUUCCUUGUGGAUCAGGGCCAAAUAGUUCAUGCGGUGUGCCAAUUUAAACCAUUUCAGGGAUUGAAUUAUGCUUUACUUUCUAGUAACUCCGAUUGGGAUGCUUCCAAAUCUGCUUGUAUCGCUUGUGGCGCUCAAAUGAUGGGCAUGCCGAGUGGAGCCAAUAAGACAUUUGUAGAACAGAUCUUUGGAGUCAACACUGUUGCUUGGGACACAGCUUGGGUGAAUAUCCGCAAUGACGACUGGUGCUCCUUCUACACUUUCAAAUCUGGAGGAAAGCAGUUUUCUGGAACCGCCUGCAACGGAAGUGCCAAAUAUGUUCUUUGUGUAAAAUAA
Caenorhabditis briggsae is the source of this 363-nucleotide messenger RNA. NCBI's taxonomy places the organism in Eukaryota, Metazoa, Nematoda, Chromadorea, Rhabditida, Rhabditidae. The record is from RefSeq and is a predicted model, not a curated record. The transcript is spliced from 3 exons. Bases 1 to 363 code for a protein of 120 amino acids.